UAAGUUACGUACGCAUUAUUCAUACGAUUGGAAAAGACGGAAAUUGUAUCAACGACAGUGGAGAUUCGCCCAGAGAAUAUACAAUCGGCGAAUACAAUAUAUUUCUAUCGCGAUUUUCCGAAAUUCACUAUUUGUAAAUCUCAAAGUAAAUGUGCUUCAGUGAAUGUUUUUUUUUUAUUUAAUCUCAUCAAAUUUGGUUUCGAGCGAAAAUAAUUGUGAAAAGUAAGCAUCGAUUUCAACGUGAAAGUGUCAAUUUUAUUAUCACGCAUCCUGCUGGCGCAUCCUUUGCAGUAAACAAAAAGAUUUUACAGUCAAAGUAACAAGGAGGAUAAUAAAACGAAAAAAUCAACCAUGAAAUCUAUGAUCGUCUAUCAACAAUUUAAGAAAUGCACCAUCUUAUUUACGUUGGGCAUUGUAUGUAUUUUUUUAACAUACGUAAUUUAUGUUGUGGAUCCCAUAAAUAUAUUAAUAAAAUAUAAUACACAAAUGACACCGCACUCUUUUCUCUUCUCAAUAUGGAAAAAACCACCUGUUGAUAUAUAUUUAAAUGUGUAUAUAUUUAACAUUACUAAUCCAGUAGAGUUUCUAAGCGGCAAGGAGAAGCUCAAAGUUCAAGAGGUUGGACCAUAUGUCUAUCAAGAAUUCCUUGAAAACAAUAACAUUACGUUUAACGAUAAUGGCACACUUACCUACAUCCCCAGAAGGAAGAUAGUUUAUGUACCCGAAAUGUCAGUUAACAAUCCUGCGAAGGACAUGCUCAAUGUUCCGAAUAUACCUCUUUUGGGUGUUUCAUCCGCUUUACACGAUGCCGGAUUUUUAGUGAAUUAUCCUGUGGUACAACUGGCGAAUGUGAUGGGUUCCAAACCAAUCUUGAAUAUCUCAGUAUAUGAUUAUCUGUGGGGAUAUGAAGAUUCAAUGGUGACAUUGGCUAGUGAGAUCGUGCCAAACUUUAUUAAUUUUAAAAAAUUCGGUCUUCUUGAUCGGAUGUAUGACGAGGGAGAGAAUAUCGUGACGAUGAAUCUUAGAAAAAAUUCUGACAUGGUGAAUGAAAAAGGACGAUAUCUCAGCAUCGACAAAUACAAUGGCAGUCCUGGACUGGCGCAAUGGGGAUAUAUUGAAACAGAAGACAAUAAGACUCAAGAAGGAAAUUCAAUUUGCAAUACAAUUCAAGGUGCUACGGAAGGUAUCAUAUUUCCUCCACGUAUGGAUAAGCGUGCCAUUUUCAGAGUGUUCAGGAAAGCAUUUUGUCGAACGCUACCGAUUAAAUUCAAGAAAGAAGUAAAACAAGAUGGUUUAUCAGGAUAUCUCUACACUCUCACAGAUGACUUCGCUGAGCCACCUGAUAGGAACUCGGACAAUGAAUGCUAUUGCCGUAAGAAGAAAACUUGUCUGAAAAAAGGACUAUGUAAUUUAACACCUUGUUAUUAUAAUAUCCCAGCAGCUGUAUCUCUUCCACAUUUUCUCGAUGCUGAUCCGAGUUUGCUGGAGGAUAUAGAAGGUCUUAAACCAGAUCGAAAAAAACAUGAAUCUUUCGCAAUAUUGCAACAAGCAUUUGGUAUACCUAUAAAAGUGCAUUCAAGGAUGCAAACAAAUUUGAUAAUGUAUCCCACACGCUACAACUCUAAGAUUGCAGUUUUUAAUGACAUCGCAGUACCUAUAUUUUGGACCGAUAUGUAUAUUCCGUUUUUGCCGACUUACCUAUAUAUUCUGUUAAUAUUAAUAUUGCAAAUACUACCAAUCGCACAGACGGUAUUGAUAUAUCUACUUGGUAUUAUUGGGAUGAUGAUGAUAGUGCUAUCGCUGACGUCCACUUUACGGAUAUUCAAUAAACAACAACAGGAACAAGAGCAAGAGGCGAUCAGAAGUCUUAAUAAUCCCGACUUAAAAAUACCUUUGUGUAAUGGCCAAUAUAAUUCGAUAAAUAUUUUACCAAUAAUUAAAAAGAUCACAUCAAAGACCGAUCUGUUUACAGUAGAAGCCCCAUAUUCUUAACAGCUCUUACAUUUUUAUAUUAUUAAUUUUAUAUUUUAUAUUUUAAAUUGCAUAUCUUUAACACGUCCUGCGGUGCUUGUCUAUUUAUUUUACGGUUGUCAUGGUAAUUUGUCUUGGUAAUGAGAAAAACUGGUUGUCUUGGUAAUGAGAAAAACUGACAAUGAGAUAGUUUGAGAAGAAUUGUUAAGAGAUUGUUUAGUUCUGACGAGUUAAGAAUACAUGUAUAAACUCGCGAUUAUAAUUAAUUAGAGACAAAUAUUUUUGGGUAUGCGAUUAAAUAUUAAUAAAAAUGCAGUAGGGUAAUUGAUAUAUUUUUGUAAUUCUAUGUGUUAUCGUGAAUUUGAUGUAAUUAACUUAAAAUAAAGCAAACUGAUAGAAUCUUCUUGCGCUCUUUGCGAUUCGCAAUAUCGAAAAUGACGCAAAAUCACAUAAUAAUUAUUAAUGUCAUAGCAUGAGAAAAAGAUUUAAAUAAUAUAUGUGAUAAUAUU
Camponotus floridanus (Florida carpenter ant) is the source of this 2480-nucleotide messenger RNA. RefSeq names its product scavenger receptor class B member 1. The transcript has 12 exons. Gene Ontology annotation, molecular function: scavenger receptor activity. The coding region runs from base 352 to 1992 and encodes 546 amino acids. Gene Ontology annotation, cellular component: membrane; cytoplasm. NCBI's taxonomy places the organism in Eukaryota, Metazoa, Arthropoda, Insecta, Hymenoptera, Formicidae. The record is from RefSeq and is a predicted model, not a curated record.